UGAAUGCGCGCGGAUUGACUGGUCGCUGGUCGCACUUCAGCCGGUGAGCUUUGACAGCACAGCGGAGAAGAGGAACCGGAGUGAGGCCUUCGCGCAGUGACGCAGCGGCUCCUUCCUCCCGGUGCCAAACAACGCGCGCAGCGGCCAACCAGCUCCCGUCCGAGCCGAGAGGCGGCCGUCGGGCUUUGGCCUCAGGUGCAUCUCUGAGGCGGGCCGACGCGGAAGUCCAGGUGUCGUGGAGGUAUGGACUGUAACUGCGUCAGUGAUCUGCUGCUCCCCCCGGUGCCGGCGCUCUGGACACCAGGGAUCGCCUUCCCGGACUGGGCCUACAAGCCCGAGUCGAGCCCCGGCUCCAGGCAGAUCCAGCUGUGGCACUUCAUCCUGGAGCUGCUGCAGAAGGAGGAGUACCAGGGCGUGAUCGCCUGGCAGGGCGACUACGGGGAGUUCGUGAUCAAGGAUCCCGACGAGGUGGCGCGGCUGUGGGGGCUGAGGAAGUGCAAACCUCACAUGAACUACGACAAGCUGAGCCGGGCCCUGAGGUAUUACUACAACAAGCGCAUUUUGCACAAAACCAAAGGGAAGCGUUUCACCUACAAGUUCAACUUCAGCAAGGUGGUGCUGGUGAACUACCCCAUCCUGGACAUGGCCAACUCUCCCUUCUUUCUGUCCCAGAACCACUUCAACGGGGGCUCCGCCGCCCCGGACUGCAGCCCGGAGGCGAUACAGUCUCUGUUUCCUCGUUUGCCGGACUCCGGCAGGGGGACGUCCCUGUUUGAUCGGGGCGCCGCGGCCCCGGGGCCCGAAGGAGACAAGCUGAGGCUGGACACGUUCCCCUUCCUCGGAUCAGGUGCACCGUGCUACACCAAGCCUCCGUCACUGCUGGGCCCGUACCCGCGCAACCCGCCCUUCGACUACCCCUGGGGCUUCAACCCCUACCUCCCGGGGGCCUUCUCCCUCAACAACUGCCCCAAACUGCCCCCCGGCUCCCUCUACCCCUCCCAGUUUUACCCCAACCCUUUGCAGAGCAGCCUCUCCCAGCUGCCUCACCCCUUCUCCUCCCUGCUGCCCCCGGGGGAGGCGGGUGGCGGCGAGAGGGGGGCGGCGGGGCAAACCGCGGGGACGAACGGCGCCGCGGGGGGCCAACCGGUGCGGCUCGUCCUGCCGCCGUACCCCGGCGGCCCGCCGAUGGGUCGGACGGACAUCGGCGGCGCGGCGGGGGAGAGGGACCGAGCGGAGGCCCACCCUCCGGGCGCCGGGCCGGGCCUGAGUCUGGGGGGCGCCACGGGCCGGCAGACCCCCACGGAGCGGAGGGGAGGGGUGAAGCAGGACCCGGAGUCGGACUCGGACCUGGAGAUCACGGACCUGAGCGACUGCAGCUCGGACAACGAGCCGGAGUUCGUCGUCGGGAAGAUGCGGGCGCCGGGCGGGAAGAGGGGCGGCGCGCUGCCCCCCGCGCCCUCCCUGCCCCCGCGCCCCCUGAAGAGCCUGACGCCCGUCAGCCCCCCGUCCCGGCCCCCGUCCGUGGCCCUGCAUGACAGACACCGGGACACAGAGACCCUGAAGCUGAUACACAGCUAGUAGCUGCAGAGCUCCAUGACUCUCCUCUUCUCUCCUUUUCUCUCUCCAACACUCUUUGCUUUUUCCAUUUCAAGUGUAAACC
Pungitius pungitius (ninespine stickleback) is the source of this 1660-nucleotide messenger RNA. It is a transcript of the gene erfl1, whose product is annotated as Ets2 repressor factor like 1. The transcript is spliced from 7 exons. Bases 244 to 1578 code for a protein of 444 amino acids. Gene Ontology annotation, biological process: regulation of transcription by RNA polymerase II; cell differentiation. Gene Ontology annotation, cellular component: nucleus. NCBI's taxonomy places the organism in Eukaryota, Metazoa, Chordata, Actinopteri, Perciformes, Gasterosteidae. Gene Ontology annotation, molecular function: sequence-specific DNA binding; DNA-binding transcription factor activity, RNA polymerase II-specific. The record is from RefSeq and is a predicted model, not a curated record.